Molecule: messenger RNA, 4321 nt
Organism: Notolabrus celidotus (New Zealand spotty)
Lineage: Eukaryota; Metazoa; Chordata; Actinopteri; Labriformes; Labridae
Product: serine/threonine-protein kinase 38-like
Exons: 15
Coding region: 292-1677 (461 amino acids)
Biological process (GO): peptidyl-serine phosphorylation; intracellular signal transduction
Molecular function (GO): protein serine/threonine kinase activity; ATP binding
Source: RefSeq, a predicted model, not a curated record
AGGCAGACGUCAAUCAAAUGACGUGUCCGGAGCGUCUGAUGAGAUCAACGGUCCCAGGAAGCACCGCUGCUUCUUCGGUUUAUUAUAGCGAUAAAGACGAGGUGAAGCGCGGAUUCUCGAGCCUGAUAAGUUACCCUAAAGGGUGGACAGUGACUGGAGCCUCAGCCUUGGAUUGCCUAAAUAUUAGGCAGAGGAACUCAAAAGGACACAUUUCAUUAUUUCUUCUUAGUGGUGGGGCUGGCGGUGAGCCAAUAAUUGACUCUGGAGCAGGAAACGGAGGAUAGUGUGGCCAUGACGGGAGGGACUGCAGCUGCCCUACCCAUGAGCAACCACACCCGAGAGAGGGUGACCGUGGCCAAGCUGACACUGGAGAACUUCUACAGCACUCUGCUCACUCAACAUGAGGAGCGAGAGAUGAGGCAGAAGAAGCUGGAGAAGGCCAUGGAAGACGAGGGUCUGCCUGAUGAGGAGAAAGUGAUGCGGCGUUCUCAGCACGCCCGAAAGGAGACCGAGUUUCUGCGACUGAAGAGGACGCGGCUUGGCCUCGAUGACUUUGAGUCUCUCAAAGUUAUUGGACGAGGUGCUUUUGGAGAGGUUCGUUUGGUACAAAAGAAAGACACAGGACAUAUCUACGCUAUGAAGAUCUUAAGAAAGGCCGAUAUGCUGGAGAAAGAACAGGUUGCUCAUAUCCGGGCAGAGCGGGAUAUUCUGGUGGAGGCGGACGGAGCCUGGGUAGUGAAGAUGUUCUACAGCUUUCAGGACAAGAGGAACCUCUACCUCAUCAUGGAGUUCCUGCCCGGAGGUGACAUGAUGACUCUGCUGAUGAAGAAAGACACUCUGUCAGAAGAGGCCACUCAGUUUUACAUCGCAGAGACGGUCCUGGCCAUCGACUCCAUCCACCAGCUGGGCUUCAUCCACAGAGACAUCAAACCAGACAACCUGCUGCUGGACUCCAGGGGCCACGUCAAACUGUCUGAUUUUGGCUUGUGUACGGGAUUGAAGAAGGCUCAUCGCACAGAAUUUUAUAGGAACCUGACGCACAACCCGCCUAGUGAUUUCUCGUUUCAAAAUAUGAACUCUAAGAGGAAAGCAGAAACCUGGAAGAAGAACCGAAGACAGCUGGCUUACUCUACGGUUGGAACUCCAGACUACAUCGCUCCUGAGGUCUUCAUGCAGACGGGAUACAACAAGUUAUGUGACUGGUGGUCUCUGGGAGUCAUCAUGUAUGAAAUGCUCAUCGGUUAUCCACCAUUCUGCUCUGAGACGCCGCAGGAGACGUACAGGAAGGUGAUGAACUGGAAGGAAACCCUCGUCUUCCCACCUGAAGUCCCGAUCUCAGAGAGGGCCAAAGACUUGAUAUUAAGGUAUUGCACUGAUGCUGAGAACAGGGUCGGAGCUGUGAGUGUGGAGGAGAUCAAGAGUCACCAGUUCUUUGAGUCCGUGGACUGGGAGCACAUCAGGGAGCGUCCAGCUGCCAUCUCUAUUGAAAUCAAGAGCAUCGACGACACCUCAAACUUUGACGACUUCCCUGAGUCAGACAUCUUGCAGCCAGCCAGUGCAACAGAGCCGGACUUCAAAUCGAAGGACUGGGUCUUCCUAAACUACACGUACAAACGCUUCGAGGGUCUGACUCAGCGAGGAACCAUCCCCAUAUACAUGAAGGCGGGGAAGGCCUGACACGCUGAAACCUGGAGACAAUGUCGGGGAGGGAAAAAACAAACAGACGUUUACGGACACAGGGUCGGGCCAUGGAGCCCUGCUGGUGCUGAAGGCUGCGCUGUGGGCCUCUCAGUAUAAAUUUAACCCUCAUCACAAGUUAUUUAGGUCCGCUCAGCCGCCGCAAGAACGCCAAGAGCUCGAAAUUAAGGAGCGUUACCGCAUUACCUCGGUUGUUUAUAUCGUGUACACUUGCCGUCUUUAGCCAUAGCUCUCAGGCCAGUUCUACGACACUAAAUCAGCAUAUCUGCAUGUUAAGCGGCAUAUUGCUUCUGGAGAGGAUUUUCUUUAACUGCCUAAAAGCUACAGUGAGAGUGAGGAGGGGAACGAAUCACUGCUUCGACAUCUUCACGGCUGUGGUUUCUACACUGGAGGCUAAAUUAGCUCUGAUGCAAACAUAAUUUCCAACACUGAGAUAAGCUCUGAACACUGUAGUCAAACUCUGAAGGAUUAGUGAGUAGGAACAUGCACCACGCCCUUCUUAACGUUAUAUACUGUUCAUGGAUUUAAAAGUGAGGUUCCAGCAUGGUUUACAAGGUUCUGUCUCACGCUCUGAAUUGUUUUAACCCUAACUCCCACUGACACAGAUAUCAGCUUCAUCUCUUUAGCUAACAGAAGCAUCUUGUUUUGGUUCUGUUCAACUGGACCAGGUUGUGGUGUUGUAAGUUCUCGCUAGUAAAAUGCUUGAUAACAGAUACCCCAAUGGAAGCCUCGUAUGUUAGCCUCAAAAUGAUCUAAGACCAUAGUAGCACUGUUUAGUGUGUGAAGCCUAGGUUUAUAAACCAGGCUUGAAGACGUACAUUCAGCUAUGCUACCUCCAGGGAUGAUAAUGUCGGUAUACAACUUUGGUUCAGUGUGAAAUUUUUCAAAAAUAGUUGGUCGGAUUGCCAUAACAUCACACACACACAUGCUCCUCUCAGGGUGAAUUAGUCCCCACACUUUGCCUGUAGCACCUUCAACAGGUCAACAUUUAGUUGGACCAACACUUAAGUUUGCGUCCACAUACCCUCUGAAAGAAAAACAUGCCUAUUAGUGUAAGUUGCACUUUGCGUUUAAGGCUAAUUAACAAGUAUUAGAUGCUAGUUAGAGAUUAUGUAUUACACCCAAGUGGCAACCUCCGACCGCCGAGUGUCCGCUUGAGGCUGGCUCUGGAAGAACCGGAAACCACAUACACACCAAUUCAAAAAAGACAAUCUUUACAGCAGAAAUAAACAUGUUUACAGCCUGGUACAAAAGACGAGUGUAGUCUGGAUAGCUCAUUUCUCGAUCGGCACACACUGUACUGGGGGUGAAUUUUUUCAUGACGCAGCAAUUUAGAAGAUAUUAAGAUUACGAGUCUUCCAAUGAGAGGCACAGCUGACUUGAUUGACAGGUGGGAACACUGUAGCUGUUGGCUAGGAGGCUCAAAGCCCGCCUCUUUACGUCACAAUCGCUCAACAGCAGUUAGGUUGAGUUCAACAUUUCCAAUAUGGCUCCCGCUGACGAUCGGCCUCAAAACAGCACUUCAGAAACAGAUGGGUGACGUCACAGACACGUCUAUUCUUUAUACAAUCUAUGAUUACACCUGGAAAACAUAAUCAUGUUUGCAUCAUGUAUUAAUAAGUUUGAGACACUGCUUUGUCCAAGUCUAGCUCUGAGUCUUAAGUUUGCAGAGCUGCCAGCAAGGCUUUGCCUCUGUUUGAGUCUCAUCAGACUCUUUAUGAACAGUUAGAGAAUAGAUACUGUUCUUUGUCCAGCAGAGCGGAAAACAACUGGUGCUACACUCUGCAACCAAGGGCUGAAAGGCAAACAAAUAUCUGUAAGAUUUCAGCGUGUCAAAGGAUUCCUCUAGUGCCCAAUGCCAGCCUAUGCCAGAGUCCCUUUCUCGUAACUAGUUUAUCUUGAAGAAAUGAUCCCUUUAAUAGACAGAAUUUACAUAAUUUCUCGGUCAGACCACACAUUUACAUAACAAAGAUCAGAACAAGCGUAUGCUUUACAACCAUAGCUCUACUUUACUAGUUGUGCAUCCAACCACGAAGCAGCUGUUAGCCUUGCUCUGCCGUUAAGCUGCAGACAAAUGUGACAAAUAGGCGAGCUCAUUCAAAACACAAAGAUAUUGAAGAGACGUUAGUUGCUUUCUUCAAGACAUCAUUUUCCUCUGCCUGGACAUUUAAAGUGAUGGAAUGUUUUUAGGCUUAAUACUAGUUUAUUCAUCUUUGUUUUGGGGCCUGGAGCAAGCAGUUUGAACUCAGCGAUCAUACUUCUUUUCAGCAACAUUUAACAUUAAACGGUUUAAAAACACACAAGCAGAUCUUGAAGCCAUGCUGGGACUCUCCUUUCACCCCGAUGCUGAUGAAACAGUGCGACUUUGUGUCAGCUCUGUGUGGCAACUCUUCCUGCGACUCCGCCUCAGCGCGGUUACCCACUCACAAAAAAAACAACUUGUUGCCAGGAAACGUGUGAAUGCAGUUUACCCUGCGCUUGACAUCCGUUACUGUUGAGUGCCGCCCAUUCACACACGCCAAACAAGCCCUGUGUGUGUGUUACUUCCCCCUUUAGAGCCUGUUGUUUUGUUCAGAUCAGUGCCACAGUAAUUAAAGUUUCUCCUGAUUUUAAUUCUUACAAA